AUGUCUACUAACUCCAUAAAGCUUUUAGCCAGUGACGUUCAUCGGGGAUUGGCUGAACUUGUAGCUAAAAGACUAGGCAUGAAUAUCACACCAACUGAAAUAAAACGUGAAUCGUCAGGCGAGGUUCAGUUUUCUAUCGGCGAAUCCGUAAGAGACGAAGAUAUUUUUAUCAUUUGUCAAAUAGGAUCAGGCGUUGUGAACGAUAGAGUAAUAGAACUAUGCAUUAUGAUCAAUGCUUGUAAAACUGCAAGUGCAAGAAGAAUAACGGUUAUUUUACCUAAUUUUCCCUAUGCUAGGCAGGAUAGAAAGGAUAAAUCAAGAGCUCCCAUUACUGCCAAGUUAAUGGCUGACAUGUUAACUACUGCGGGCUGUGAUCACGUCAUAACCAUGGACUUACAUGCUUCACAGAUUCAGGGAUUUUUUGAUGUCCCAGUUGAUAAUCUUUAUGCUGAGCCAAGUGUGGUUAGAUACAUAAAAGAAAAAAUAAAAUAUCUGAGAGCUAUUAUUAUUUCACCAGACGCAGGAGGAGCAAAAAGAGCCGCUGGCUUGGCAGAUACCCUUGACUUAAACUUUGCGUUGAUCCACAAGGAAAGAGCAAGAGCUAAUGAGGUUUCAAGGAUGGUUUUAGUUGGUGAUGUUACUGAUAAAAUUUGUAUCAUUGUUGAUGAUAUGGCUGAUACAUGCGGCACCUUAGCGAAGGCAGCAGAAAUCUUAUUGGAAAAUAAUGCUAAAGAAGUUAUAGCGAUUGUUACUCACGGAAUAUUAUCAGGUAAUGCUAUAAAAAACGUAAAUAACUCCAGACUCACAAAAGUUGUCUGUACUAAUACUGUUCCCUUUGAAGAAAAAUUGAAGUUGUGCCCUAAAUUGGAUACCAUUGAUAUUUCUGCUGUGUUGGCAGAGGCUAUCAGAAGGUUACAUAACGGAGAGAGUAUAUCUUAUUUAUUCAAGAAUGCUCCUUUAUAG
This is a messenger RNA of Priceomyces carsonii, 963 nucleotides long. RefSeq names its product ribose phosphate diphosphokinase subunit (gene PRS1). The transcript has a single exon. NCBI's taxonomy places the organism in Eukaryota, Fungi, Ascomycota, Pichiomycetes, Serinales, Debaryomycetaceae. Gene Ontology annotation, cellular component: ribose phosphate diphosphokinase complex; cytoplasm. Bases 1 to 963 code for a protein of 320 amino acids. Gene Ontology annotation, biological process: 5-phosphoribose 1-diphosphate biosynthetic process; regulation of cell size; ribonucleoside monophosphate biosynthetic process. The record is from RefSeq and is a predicted model, not a curated record. Gene Ontology annotation, molecular function: ribose phosphate diphosphokinase activity; magnesium ion binding.